Trichobilharzia szidati is the source of this 1210-nucleotide messenger RNA. The record is from the annotation of a GenBank genome assembly. Lineage: Eukaryota; Metazoa; Platyhelminthes; Trematoda; Strigeidida; Schistosomatidae.
UUAUUUCCUAAUUUUUUCUUAUAACUCAGUCAUAUUUCCUAACUUUACUUUUGUUCGUCAUUGAAGUAUGGCCUAUGAACCCCAUAGUUUUACGCCGAACAAGUGGGUUGAAAGAUGGGAAAAGAAUGAAACUGGAUGGCAUUUAAAUUUUGUACACCGAAGCUUAACAACAUUCUGGGAUCAGUUAUGUCCGGACGACAAUCCCAACAAUCGGUUGUUCAUUCCACUUUGCGGAAAAACUGAAGAUAUGGAAUGGCUGUAUCAAAACAAAUCAUGCAAAAUUAUAGGAUGUGAUCUAGCUGAACUUCCUUUACGACAGUUUGUUAAUGAGCAUAAAUCGUUGGAUAUGAAGGAGCGUUUAGUUAAGUUUAAAAAUGGCGAAGAGGUACUGAUGUUUCAUACUAGUGAUAAUCGCUUAUGUUUGUAUUGCUGCAAUUUGUUUUCAAUGGAGAGUGCUCCGGAAGAACCGUUCAAUUUGAUAUGGGAUCGAGGAUCGUUUGUUGCUCUUCCUCCAAACUUAAGGGCUGACUAUGUGGCUCUACUUACCAAAUUAUCUACUGCAAAUGUUCGAUGGUUACAAGAAAGUCUUAAUUAUCCACCUGGUGCUCACAAUACUGCUCCGUGCAGCUCAACUGACGAAGAGAUGAAAUCAUUAUAUGGUAAAAACUACAAUAUGAAGUUGUUGAGAUAUGAAGAUGUUAAAUCUCAUAUUGCCCCAAAUGCAGAAUAUUGGUAUGUGCGCCUAUUACUUCUUACUAAAAAACACUCGUGCUAAAAGCUUGUCAACUCAACACAUUCUUAUUACAUAUAUCCAUAUAUGAAAGAAUGAACAGUCAUUUUAAAUUGCGUAGAAUGCCUUUUUUCAACUGUCUGCGUGUAUGGGCGUAUUCACAUCUUUGCUUUAAAUAGUGUUGAAUGCGGCGCGUAAGAUAGUAAAAUUGGAUAGUGUUGUAUGGAUAUUUUGUCAUUCCCCCCUGUACACUGAGUUGUUUUUGUUACGUCUUUUAAUUUUCUCAGAGUUUAACUCUUUGCCUAUUUAUUAUUUUACUACUCACCUUGAAAGUGUUGGGUUUCGUUGUGUGCAUCUUUUGGCGGUAAAUAAACACUUUGUCUUCAACUGUCUUAACUGUUAGUGAUACUUUAGUUAUCAGUCCUCUAGAUGUAUUUGAUGUGUGUGAUGUGAAUUCACAAUAAAUUGGAAAUAAUUCAG